This is a messenger RNA of Wyeomyia smithii (pitcher-plant mosquito), 5203 nucleotides long. RefSeq names its product multidrug resistance-associated protein 1-like. Gene Ontology annotation, biological process: transmembrane transport. Gene Ontology annotation, molecular function: ABC-type transporter activity; ATP binding; ATP hydrolysis activity. Bases 267 to 4787 code for a protein of 1506 amino acids. Gene Ontology annotation, cellular component: membrane. Lineage: Eukaryota; Metazoa; Arthropoda; Insecta; Diptera; Culicidae. The transcript is spliced from 5 exons. The record is from RefSeq and is a predicted model, not a curated record.
AAAGCGAAACCGUCGCAGCUCGUCUCGAAAGCGCAUUUCAGAAUUCUUGUCUCGAAAUUAGAAUCUUAUUCGUUGUGAUUUUAUUCCGUCGGCUUCAUCGUGAUUCGGCGCAUUGAAAGUGUCUGUUUAUUUCUACUGUUGUAGAAACUGGCAUGCAGUUGAAGUUUACCAAAACAGUGGGUAACAGUGAAAUUUCGUGACUAAUUGUGGAGUUUUUGAGUAUUGAGUAAGCAGUAAGGAAUUGGUCGGAAAAGUGGAGCCACCUGAUGACGUUUGAAGAUUUCUGCGGAGGUCCCUUUUGGGACGACACUUUAACAUGGCGACCAGAAGACCCCGAUCUAACAUUCUGCUUCCAAAGAGUAAUCCUGCAAUGGGUUCCGUGCUUUUUCUUGUUUGUGUUUUCCAUUUAUGAAGCGUACAGGAUAGCAACAAGUCACUAUCGGGAUAUCCCGUGGAACUGGAUUAACUGCUCUAAAAUGGUUGUUUCAUGUAUUUUGAUGAUACUUUCCUGGAUCGAUUUAGGAAUGGUUGUCAACUAUCACAAUCAAGCGGAUGUAUUCGACGUUCAAAUUCUCGUAGCAAUCUUCAAUGCGAUAGCUUAUAUCACUACCAUUGCGCUUUAUUACUUCUUCCGUAAGUACGGUAUUCGUACCUCAGGAACGAUUUUCAUCUUUUGGUUCCUCAAAGCUUUCUUCGGAAUCAUACAAAUGAGAACGGAGGCAAUGAAGCACGCCCAGCGGGACUCCCCGAUUGGUUCAAGUGACACCGUAAUCUUCGCCGAAUAUCAAUUUGUUAGUUACACACUGCAGUAUUCCCUCAUCUGUCUGAUGGUCCUAAUAGAAACCCUACCGGAUCAAGCGCCACGCUAUAGUGACUUUCCGAAGAUGAAAAAUCCGAGUCCGGAACUCAAAUCAAGUUUCUUCGUCAAAUUGCUGUACAUGUACUUCGAUGCGUUCACCUGGCGAGGAUUCCGGAAACCAUUGACCGAUGACGAUAUAUACGAUCUCAAUCCGGAUGACACAUCCCGCGAACUUGUCCCACCUUUCGAUAAGUACUGGUACGAGAGUGUCGAAAAGGGACGACGCAAACAGAUGGCUACCGACAAAAAGGCUGGCAAGGUGAAUCCGGUUUACAAACCGCAUUCAGCGACCAACGGGUCGACUCUACCGGCAAUGGUUAAAGCGUAUGGUGGACCGUUUUGGUUUGCUGGAAUGCUACAGUUUUGUAUAUCUGGCUUACAGUUCGCCUCACCUUAUCUUAUGCAAGAGCUGAUGGGAAACAUUGCGAUGAAUGGACCGUUUUGGUUGGGCAUGAUGAUCACUUUCGCACUAUUUUUAAACUCUUUCCUGAUAGCUCUAUUUAACGGACAGUACUUCCGGAAGACUUUCUUGGUUGGAUUUAGAAUUCGCACCGGGCUGAUCAGUGCUAUUUAUCGUAAAGCUCUGCGUAUUUCUAGCUUGGCUAAGAAGGAUACAACAGUGGGAGAAAUUGUUAAUUUGAUGGCCGUGGACGCACAACGGUUCUUCGAGUUGGUUCCCUAUUUACAUGUGCUUUGGUCUGCACCGUUGAUCAUCGCACUUUGUAUUUACCUUUUGUACGAGAUUUUAGGCCCAUCCGUGUUUGCCGGACUGGGAGUCAUGGUGAUCAUGAUCCCUCUCACUGGGUAUAUAGCAAGUAAACUGAAAAAUCUACAAGUUGAGCAAAUGCGUAUCAAGGAUGAACGAGUCAAGAAAAUGAACGAAAUUUUAAGUGGCGUUAAAGUGCUCAAACUGUAUGCCUGGGAGCCCAGUUUUGAGAAGGAUAUUGUCAACGUACGUGUGGAGGAAAUCAGAAUUUUGAGAGGCAUGGCAUACUAUGGAGCAGCUACGUUUUUCGUGUGGAGUAUGGCACCUUUCCUGGUCACGCUGGCUUCGUUCACUGUUUUUGUUCUGGUAGACGAAAACAAUGUGCUCGACCCACAAACGGCAUUCGUUUCGUUGGCUCUGUUUAAUAUUCUACGCUUCCCGCUUGCUAUGUUUCCGAUGAUGAUCACCUUUGCGAUGCAGGCUUGGGUGUCGGUCAAGAGAAUUAACAAAUUCAUGAACAGUGAAGAGAUAGAUCCAAACAAUGUGACUAACAACCGAAGCGAAAAUGCACUGUUAAUUAAGGAAGGUACUUUUACCUGGGGAGAUGAGACACCAACGUUGAAGAACAUCAACCUAGCUGUGAGCAAGGGUAAACUUUCUGCGGUGGUCGGAAGUGUUGGAACAGGAAAAAGCUCGCUGAUAUCCGCCUUGUUGGGAGAGAUGGAAAAAAUUAAAGGCACAGUCAAUACAGAUGGGCGAAUUGCGUUCGUGCCGCAGCAGGCGUGGAUUCAAAAUGCGACGCUUCGAGAGAACAUUCUUUUUGGGAGAGUGUUUGACGCACAGAAAUACGAUCGUGUUCUCGAAAGUUGCGCUUUGAAACCCGAUUUGGCUAUGCUUCCCGGUGGGGAUACAACGGAAAUCGGUGAAAAAGGAAUCAAUUUAUCAGGUGGACAAAAACAGCGAGUUGCCUUAGCCAGAGCAGUGUACGCCGAUGCGGAGAUCUACCUAUUCGAUGAUCCUCUCAGUGCAGUUGACGCUCAUGUUGGUAAACACAUUUUUGAAAAAGUAAUUGGACCACAAGGAAUGCUGGUUGGCCGGUCACGGCUCCUGGUCACUCAUGGAAUAUCCUUCCUACCGUACGUGGAUGAAAUUUUCGUCAUGAAGGAUGGCGAGAUCUCGGAAAGUGGUACCUACAAGCAACUGAUCGAUCAAAAGGGUGCGUUUGCCGAAUUCUUAAGUCAGCAUAUACAAGAACUGGAUGAAGAGGAUGAAGAGCUGCAAAUCAUUCAGGAAGUUCUGAACGAUGAUGUCACUCGAAACAUUGUCCAGCGGGCGAUGUCCGUUCGAUCAAACAAGUCUGACGGAAAUGGAGGAAGUAAACGUAAGAAAAAGGUUAGCCGCCAAGAAUCUCGUAAUAGUAACAAACCCCUGGAGCCGAAAGCGGCGGCGGCAGUAGGAACUGUUCUUAUUGAAAAGGAGGAAUCUGCCACGGGAGGAGUUAGCUACUUAGUCUAUAUAAAGUACUUCAAAGCCAUAGGAUGGAAUUUAGCAUUCUGGUCCAUUUUCUUCAGCAUACUCAAUCAAGCGUCGGCAAUGUAUGGAAGUGUUUGGUUAUCGGACUGGUCUGAGGAUCCGGAAGCUGCCACUGAUUCAUCUGUGCGUGAUAUGUAUCUUGGUGUUUACGGUGGCCUUGGUGGAGUACAGUCACUUGCUUUGCUCGUUGCAUCGAUUACAUUAGCACUAGGGUGCUUAAAGGCAGCCAACACGAUGCACAACAAUUUGCUGGAAAGCACUCUACGAAUGCCGAUGUCUUUCUUCGACACCACACCACAAGGCCGUAUAAUGAAUCGCUUCUCCAAAGACGUAGAUGUGGCAGAUAACACACUUCCUAAUUCAAUUCGAAUGUGGUUGUUGAUGUUUUUCAAUGUCAUUGGCGUGUUUAUCAUGAUCGGCAUUUCUACUCCUAUUUUCUUAGCAACUGUUCCGGUAUUCCUCAUCAUUUACUACAUAAUCCAGAGACUCUACAUCGCCACUUCUCGUCAAUUGAAACGUCUGGAGUCAGUCACCCGAAGUCCGAUUUACUCACAUUUCGGCGAAAGUAUCACUGGUCAAUCGACCAUCCGUGCCUAUGGUGAACAGGAACGUUUCACGAGAGAAUCUGAGCAACGCGUGGACUAUAACCAGAUGAUGUCGUAUCCUAGCAUAAUUGCAAACCGUUGGUUGGCGAUUCGAUUAGAGAUUGUUGGAGCAAUAGUCGUGUUCUUAGCAGCACUGUUUGCCAUGUUAAGCCGUGAAACUAUCGGAGCAGCGAUGGUAGGAUUAUCAAUCACGUAUGCACUAAAUAUUUCCACCGUCCUAAGUUUUCUAGUGCGGAUGACCGCUGAAGUAGAGACAAAUAUCGUAGCGGUUGAACGUUUGGAAGAAUACACUGUACUACCUCGAGAAGCAGACUGGAACAGAGGAACGGUUGAUAAAUCCUGGCCAGAUCACGGAAAAGUGGACUUUGCUGACUUCAAAAUUCGUUACCGGGAAGGGUUGGAACUUGUGAUUCGGGGUAUCACAUUGAGUGUCCAAGGUGGAGAGAAAAUUGGUAUAGUAGGCAGGACGGGUGCAGGCAAAUCUAGUCUGACUUUAGGAUUGUUCCGUAUAGUGGAAGCAGCUGGCGGUCAGAUCAUAAUCGAUGGUUUGGACAUCUCCCAGAUGGGACUUCAUCAGCUGAGAAGUCGUCUUACCAUAAUACCCCAAGAUCCUGUACUUUUUUCGGGAUCGCUACGUAUGAAUGUGGAUCCGUUCCGAAGCUACUCGGACGAUCAAGUUUGGAAAGCUCUGGAAUUGUCUCAUUUGAAAUCGUUUGUUAAAGGGUUGGCGGCAGGUUUAGAGCACGAAAUAGCGGAGAAUGGUGAAAAUCUGUCAGUUGGUCAACGGCAACUGAUUUGUCUCGCGAGAGCCAUCCUUCGAAAAACCAAGGUACUAAUACUGGAUGAGGCGACGGCGGCAGUCGAUUUGGAGACCGAUGAUCUAAUCCAGAAAACAAUUCGAUCGGAAUUCGCCGAUUGUACCAUUCUGACCAUUGCCCAUCGACUGAAUACAAUUUUGGACUCGGAUCGCGUGUUGGUGCUCGACAAGGGUCUCGUAGCUGAAUGUGAUAGUCCGCAGAAGUUGUUAGCAAAUAAGAACACUAUAUUCUAUAGCAUGGCGAAGGAUGCGGGAAUCGUGAGUUAAACAGACACUAGGGAUUGGAAUCUCGACUGGGGAAACAGAGUAGUAUAUUUUCGAUUCCAAAACAUACAUACAAACAUACAAACUGACGUUUCCAAUCACAAACUACAUGCUAGCAUAGUAUAAGCUGAGAGGCCUUCGACAGAGGUUUACUACUUAGUUUGACCAGUUUAGUUUUAUGUUUAAAUUUUUAUGCACAUAAUAUUAGUAAUUAUUUUGUUGACGAAUAAAGUCCGAAAUUUUAUUUAACUUUCUGCCAUUUUCUUAAAUCUAGGUAUGAAACGGCAAAACGGGAAAGACAAAAGACGUUAUACCUCAAACGAAGCAAAAGUUUUUAAUUUUCAAAAUUCAAGUUUUUAUUCGACUUUCAUAAAAUGUUCAUGGUUUAAAAAAAAACAAUGAAAUUUAUUUUUGCAUUA